Tinamus guttatus (white-throated tinamou) is the source of this 1321-nucleotide messenger RNA. NCBI's taxonomy places the organism in Eukaryota, Metazoa, Chordata, Aves, Tinamiformes, Tinamidae. The record is from RefSeq and is a predicted model, not a curated record.
AUGUCUGAUAAGGAUUGUGAUAAGGAGAGUUGCUCUGCGCUUGCUGUGGCACACUUCAAGAAUGCUUUGAAGCAGUUCCAGAAACUAGUUGAAAAAAAAGUAGCCCAGAAGACAGAGGAGAGAUUAGGACUGUACGUUAAAGAUGAUGACGAGAUAGACUAUGAUAAGUUCUAUGAAACCGUUCAAGCACUUUUUGGUCCAGAAAUAAAAGAUUGUAAUGUUAAGGCCUUUUUCAGGAAGAUUAGCAGCAACCUUGAUGCAAAGACAGAAUGGUGUGAGAUUUUUGGCCAUUUCAUAGUAGAAAAUGAUGCCAUUUCUUCCCAGCUGAUUGAAGAAAACACAGUUUUCCUUGUGUCCCAAAAACAACAGAUUACUCAUGCAGGUGUCAAGAGACGAGAUGUGAUUAAGGGUAUAGUGAAGGUUCCCCAUCUGGAUUUCACAGUAACAUCAUCUCAAAAAGGAGUGCUAACUGUUUUUAACAACCAGAUGAGGGUUCUGGCAACCACUCAUGUAAAAGAUACUGCUUGGGUCACUGGAUGUGACUUCUUAACUCAGCUGAAACGCGUCGUGGCUGUUACUGAAAGAACUGUCAUCGUCUGGGACUAUAAAUCAAAAGGGAAUCAGAGUAAUUGCUUUGUCAUCAAACCAAUGGAAAAUGGUCUGCUCUGUGUUUGCACGGUGACUGCAUCAGAUCAUCUGGCUAAGGAUAACAUCCUAAUGGGAGAUGAUGGGGGUUAUGUCAACCUGCUUACAGUGACCAGUGAUGACUUUGGAUUGAAACAAUCUAAAUCUAAAAAAAAAUCGCAAUUUCACGUCUUGGACUCCAAAAAUUUUAAGAUUGUUAAACGCAAGCUGCAUGAUGACUGGGUUAUGAAGGUUAAGUAUAUUUCUGACCUGAAUUGCUUUGGAUCCUGCUCUAUAGACAGCAUACAUUCGUUUGUUUUGGGUGACAUAAAGCGACUAGAGGACAGCAUGCCUGUAAAGGAAUUUUCUGUCCCUAAAGGGGUCAAUGCCUUCACAUUCUGUGGAAAAUCAAAUGUCAUCGUCACUGGAGGUGAUGAUAGACUCCUUCGUAUAUGGCAUCCUAACAUUAAUACUAAGCCUAUAGGAAAGUUAUCAGGACACCUACAUAGUGUCGUGGAAAUCGUAACAAAUGAAAAAGAUCAGCAUGUCAUCAGCCUUUCCUCUGCAAAGAUUUUUAGAGUGUGGGAUAUACAGACCCUAACACUGCUACAGGUCUUCCAUGAUAAUCAGGAGAGCCCUGGAGAAACAGAGAUCUUUGCCAUGGUAUUUGACAAUAACCACCACACACUAAUCACAG